Messenger RNA from Sphaeramia orbicularis (orbiculate cardinalfish), 3065 nucleotides. RefSeq names its product phosphatase domain containing paladin 1a (gene pald1a). The transcript is spliced from 20 exons. Lineage: Eukaryota; Metazoa; Chordata; Actinopteri; Kurtiformes; Apogonidae. The record is from RefSeq and is a predicted model, not a curated record. Bases 1 to 2679 code for a protein of 892 amino acids.
AUGGCGGACAACAAGCAGCAAAGAAAAGGCUCUGGAGGCUCAGGUCGCUCUUCAUCUCACACCUGCUUGUGGAGCAUGGGUACAACUGCCAGUGCAGCGCCGCAGUCUGUUUCCGUAGCGUCCCCACUUGAGAGUGUCCACGGCAACGGGAUGGCCGACAGCAGGCAGUCUCUUAGCAUGAGCCCCUUUCAGACAGUCAACAUCCACAGCAACAAGGCCAAGUCCAUUAUCACCAACAAAGUCGCACCUGUCGUCAUCACGUAUAAUUGCAGACAGGAGUUCCAGAUUCACGAUGACAUCCUCAAGACCAACUACAAAGUCGGACGGAUAUCGGACACCAUGCCCGAGCACUACCUGGUGCAGGGUCAGUACUUCAUGGUCCAGGACGUGUACAGUAAAGCAGACGUCCUCAACACCACGGGCAGCUACGGGGCGCCCAACUUCCGCCAAGUGAAGGGAUCCUACCCUCUGUACGGGAUGGGUCAGCCAAGUCUGAACGGCUUCAAACACGUCCUGCAGAGGCUGCAGGCACAAGGACAUGAGGAGGUGAUAUUCUUCUGCGUCAGAGAGGAGCCGGUGGUUUUCCUGCACAAAGACGAUGACUUUGUGCCGUACACCCCCAGAAGGAAGGAAAACCUACACGAAAACCUUCACGGACUCGCAAAGGAGGAGGCGAUGGAGAGCCUAGAGCUCACCGUUAGGAAGGAGCUUCACGACUUCGCCAAACUCAACGAAAACGUAUUCUACGUCUAUAACGACAUCGAGUUCUUCAAAGACGAGCCGCAGAAGAUCUCCAUCACAUGCGAGGAGGACAUCCACGUGACGGAAGAAGUCUAUAAGAGGCCCAUGUUCACCAUGCCGUCCUACAGGUACUACAGAUUACCACUGCCGACCGAGGGAGCGCCGUUAGAAGAAGACUUCGACGCUUUCGUUAACAUACUCAGGGAGAGCCCCAGUUUGUCUUUGGGUCACGAUGCUUCACGACCACUUCCCGCUCUGCUCUUCAGUUGCCAGGUCGGCGUCGGCCGCACCAACCUGGCCAUGAUCCUCGGCACCUUGGUCAUGAAUCGCCUCAGAGGAGACUCGCAACAGGCACCCGAAUCUGCAGCCUCUGAGCCAAAACCACUGUUUGAGAUCAUCCAGACUCUGAUCAACAAGCUGCCAAACGGACAGCAGGUCAUGGAGGAGGUUGACCAAGCUAUAACCCUCUGUUCAGAAAUGCACAACAUAAAAGAAGCAAUAUAUGAGAACAAGAGUAAGCUGGAAGGGAUUGGAGAGGAUUACCAGAUUCAGGGAAGCAGCACCAAAGACUACUUUCUCAACAGAACGAUGCAGAGCCUGGAGCGUUACUUCUACUUAAUUGUUUUCAACGCAUACCUUCAUGAACAGUAUCCUCUGGCCUUUGUGUCCAACUUCAGCCAGUGGAUGUGUUCCCAUGCGUGGCUGUACAGACUACUGGCCUGCAUGAACCUAUCGGAGCUGUCGGCCUCGCCUGAACUCGUCACCAAAGCAGCUCGAGUCCUGGUUGCCGACGAGUACUUGGCUCCAGAUGUACUCAGCACAGUGAAGGAGAUGAAGGCCGCCAACUUCAGACGAGUGCCCAAGAUGCCUGUUUAUGGGAUGUCUCAGCCAACAUCAGAGGCCACAGCGGCGGUUCUGGCCCACUUGACAGAUGAGAAGAGGAAGCACAGCCACGUGUUGUGGGUCAACCUGCAAGAGGAGCUGGUGAUGGAAGGUAACGGCCAGAUUUUUACAGUGAGGGAGCCCUCGUGUCUGGACCAGAACAUCUCUGUCCCUACGUCGGACCCACAGCUGCUAGAGAAACUAGAGACAUCCCUGAAAGGGGAGGUCCUCCGGGCCCAGAAGUGGCUGGAGGUGACGUUGGAGCAGGAGAAACAGAUGAAGAUGUUUAAAAGUUGUCUGACGGUUCAGGAGAUUUUCAAUCAGCACAAAAGCUCCCAUCAGGGCCUCGUCUACAAACGCAUCCCUCUGCCCGACUGCAGCGCACCCAGAGAGGAGGAUUUUGACAAGUUGUUAGAGGCCAUGAAGAGCACCUUGGCGGAGGAUUCCCACUCGGCUUUCGCUUUCAACUGCUCCAACGGCAAAGGCCGGACCACAAUGGCCAUGGUGGUCGCUGUUCUCACUCUCUGGCACUUUAACGGUUUCCCAGAGUUUGCAGACGAUGAGAUUGUGAGUGUUCCUGAUGCCAAGUACACGAAAGGAGAAUUUGAGGUGGUGAUGCAGCUGGUGCGCCUGCUUCCCGACGGCCACAAGAUGAAGAGGGAGGUGGACAUGGCCCUGGACUCAGUCAGCGAGACCAUGACCCCCAUGCAUUACCAUCUGAGAGAGAUCAUCAUCUGCACAUACAGACAGAUCAAAAGCGGUAAGACGGAUAAAGAGUGCCAGCAGCUGCUUCUGAGGAGCCUGCAGUACCUGGAGCGCUACAUUUACCUCAUCCUGUUCAACACAUACCUGCAUCUGGAGAAGAAAGACUCCUGGCAGCGCUCUUUUACUCAGUGGAUGGAACAGGUCGCUGCCAGGGCCGGAGUUUACGACAUCCUCAACCAGCUGGGCUUCUCCGAGUUCGAGAACCCCAGGGACUCUCCGCUGGCCAGGCUGCGUCGCCGCUGGCAACAGCAGGACAUUCAGUCACUUCCUUUCCGAGGGGAGUUCGUCUGAGAGGGGAUCACUGUGAACGCACCAAAACAGUACUGUGCUCUUCAAUUAAAAACAGACCUUUAACAACGCCAUGCCUUCUAUAUUUAACCCCGUAUUAUGCAUUCCUUCACCUCAUGUAUCGUUCUUGAUUCAGCUUUUUUUUUUUUGUAUUUUUUUUAACUCACUGGCAACAUUAGCAUUUUAUAGGUUUUUAAUGUAAUUCUCUUAAAGUUAGACGUUAACAUGUGUGCCUUUUUGAUCUAUGAUAGAUUUGGGGGUUUAAUUUACUGAUAUUUAUGCUUCAUUUAGCAAUCGAGGUAAGAAAAAGUUAAUUUAAGUUUGCUAAAAAAAAACAUCUUUAGUCAUAUAUGCCAUUAAAAAUGAACUGUCAGAACGUCAGAAUUGGA